Molecule: messenger RNA, 1839 nt
Organism: Aphis gossypii (cotton aphid)
Lineage: Eukaryota; Metazoa; Arthropoda; Insecta; Hemiptera; Aphididae
Product: alpha-N-acetylgalactosaminidase-like
Exons: 9
Coding region: 193-1473 (426 amino acids)
Biological process (GO): glycosylceramide catabolic process; oligosaccharide metabolic process; glycoside catabolic process
Cellular component (GO): cytoplasm
Molecular function (GO): alpha-galactosidase activity
Source: RefSeq, a predicted model, not a curated record
AACACUGUUAGAUAAAAGUGAGAUUCUUGCGUUCUUGGCAUACACAAUAAUAGUUUAAAAUAACAAAUUUUUGAUCAAAAAUAUUUAACUUAUUUGAUAAUUAAUUGUUAAUAAUUUUAAAUUAUUUGUAUUAUUAUAAGUAUAGUUAUCUAUUAGACAAAUUUAAUAUUUAUAGUAAUUAUUUAAUCAAAAAUGUUGGGUUAUAAAAUUAAAAUUAGAGUAUGGUUAUGUAUACUAGUAGCCUGCAAAAUAUCAUCAGCACUUAAUAAUGGAUUAGCUUUAACACCACCAAUGGGUUGGCUUGCUUGGCAACGAUUCAGAUGUACUAUUGAUUGUGAAACAUUUCCAGACGAAUGUGUAAGUGAAAAAUUGUUUAUGACUACUGCUGAUUUAUUAGUAAGUGAAGGCUAUGAUAAAGUCGGAUACAAAUAUGUUGUAAUUGAUGAUUGUUGGAUGACACACAAUCGAACAGCAGAUGGAAAAUUACAAGCUGAUGAAAAACGAUUUCCACAUGGAAUUAAAGCUUUAGCUGAUUAUGUCCAUUCAAAAGGGUUAAAAUUUGGAAUUUAUGAAAGUGUUGGAACAAAAUCUUGUGAAGGAUAUGCUGGUAUUAAAGGUUAUGAAAAAAUUGAUGCUCAGACAUUUGCAGAAUGGGGAGUUGAUUAUGUGAAAUUAGAUGGAUGCUAUACAGAUGAACGAAAAAUGGACACAAAUUUUCCGCAAUUUGGAAAAUAUUUAAAUGAAACUGGAAGACCAAUGAUUUACUCUUGUUGUUGGCCAUUUUAUCAAGAAGGUAAAGGAAUGCAGGUCAACUAUACACUUGUAUCACAAUCUUGUAAUUUAUGGAGAAACUAUGGAGAUAUACAAGAAUCAUAUGAUUCUUUAAUCGAUGUUCUUGAUAAUUUUGCGGUGAAACAAGAUAUUUGGGCUCAAUAUGCAGGUCCAGGACAUUGGAAUGACCCAGACAUGUUAUUGAUUGGGAAUUUUGCAUUGAGUCAUGAGCAGAGCCAAACACAAAUGGCUCUAUGGGCUAUUUUAGCUGCGCCUUUAUUUAUGUCAAACAAAUUAUCAACUGUACAACCAAACUUCAAGAAAAUAUUACAAAAUACUGACGUAAUUGGUAUAAAUCAAGAUAAACUUGGUAUACAAGGCAAAAGGGUUUAUAAGGACCAAGGAAUUGAGAUAUGGUCAAAACCAAUUGAACCAAAAGAGGAAAAAUACUAUUCGUAUGCAAUUGCUUUUGUUAAUCGCCGAACAAUAGGAACACCAUUUCCAUACAACAUUACAUUAAAUAAUUUAGGAUUAAAUAACCCAAUUGGAUACAAAAUAAAGAAUUUAUUUGACGGUACUACAACAAAAGAAAUUUUAAAACCAGAUUCACUGCUUAAAGUUAUAGUAAACCCGUCAGGUGUAGUCCUAUUAAGAGCUAAUAUUAUUUCAAAAUAUGAGUACAUACAUGGUCGAUACAUUUGAUGACUUCUUCAUAACAGGUGUAUGAAUACCUGUACUGGAACAGUGUACAUCAUAGAUAUAAGUUAAAUUGGUAGAAAUAUAAUAAAUGAUAUUGAUAAAAUAUUACCUACCUACUAUAUAGUAAGUAAUUAAAAAAUCUACAAAUUUGAAAUAAUGAUGAAUAAAUAUUUUUAAGCAACAAAAUAAUAAUUUUUUUCUUUUUAAAUUAUAAAUAAUAUAUUUUGAACUUAACAUUUUACUAUAAAAUAGCCAACAUUUUAAUUAGACCCUUAGCGAUAAUAUAUUUUUGGAUAACAUGAAUUAUUAUAUGAUUUUCUCAAUUAUUACUGUUUCCAUAUAUUUUUAUGGUUUUUAAUUUUAGCCUUU